GGCUAGCCCCGCUCCCCGUCCGCUGUCAUGCCCGGAGAGCGUCGAGCCUUCACGACGUGAACCGGAGCACCGAGCGGCCGGAUUAGCACCUCGUUCGGCGGGUUGUGGCCCUCCAGCGCCGGGCGGGCGGGGGGUGCCGUGGCGGCGAGUACCGGCGGGCUGAGGCUCACUCCCAGCCCGAUGAGAGGGGACGGGGCUGGCCGCACCGAGAUGGUCCUGGAGCUGUAACACUGCCAAAGCUGUGACGAGCCCCCCGACAAGGAGUGUCAGCAGUUAUCCGUGCCAAAACGGGGCAUCCGUCAAGACUGAAGACAUGUUGACUGACAACAGGAAGCGACACCGCAGCUGUGACAGUGAGGAGGACCAGCAGCUGACACCGCAGGCCAAGAGGUCCGGAGGAGGGCCCUGCCUGCUCGUGUCAGAUCUGGACUCAGAGUGCUCCAGCAGUGACAGCAGUAACGGGAUCAGCAGUCCGGAGAGAGCAAUAGUGGCCACCGCCAGGCCGUGCAUCCACAGCCAGAACAACUGCAUCAGCCCAAAGCCGGAGGACUCUGCCAGCUCCUUGCAGCAGGGUUUCCAUGGCGACGGCAGGAGUGUCUCCUACGACUACAUCAACAGAGUCCUGAGGGAGGCGCACUUCAGCAGUCUUCAGACCAGAGGGCGUCCGGGCUCCACAUGACCGUGACCUAUGACCCCCCCCUCCUGAUCUUUUGUCCCUCACCCAUCGGCGGCGGCGAGGACACCGGUUCCUCCAGCCUGCAGCGACACACUCCGGGGUCAGGUGUGAGGGAGCUAACGCGUGGGGAGACUUCCAGCUCGUCCCCACAUCAACAUGUACCAUUUUGUCAAGACCAUAAGCACAUCCGCCUUUCCAUGGCCCAGCCACUGUGGUUUAAUGUGCAGUAUUGGUGUGUGUGUGUCUGUCUGUAUGUGUGUGUGUGUGGGUGUGUGGAUGCACCCUGUGCACUUUACGAAGAGGUGUCACUCUCUCGACAUGCGUGCGUUGAUGCAUGGACAUUUUCAUUGGUGCUAAUCACAAAGGAGAGUGUGAUGACGACGAUCCAAAGUGCUUGCAGACCUAAAUAAAAGCUCAGCACUUUAUCAGUAACUCCCUCCGUUUACUCUCGACUGGGAAGGUCAGUCGCAUGUUUGCAUCCGUGGGAUGGGAGUGGCUGCAGCCCCGUUCGAAAACCAACCAGAGGAGUAACUCCCAAGGAGCAUUACUAGAACAGUUCAGUUUGAAGAGCAGUCCUGGCCUCGUUUUCUUUCUCCAACCAAAGUUAUUUUCACAGAUUAAAUUAUUCCAAGAAGUCUCGGUGUGGCAGGUCAGCGGGUUUGAAGACUUGACAUGAGCCUCGCCACCAAACUCCAACUUUAGCUUAGAUCCUAGUUAAUUAUAGCCUGUCGGCGGGCGCAGGACGCCGCAGCUCACACACACACACACGGGGGGGGGGGGGGGGGGGGGGGGGGGGCACAGACGCAAACAGCUCAGACAAAUAAUCCAGAACUGGACGUCAACUUCCACAGCGUGUUGCACAUCGUGUAUCUGUGUGUCAUAAGCCCGUCAGCCAUACUCGUUUAUGGAUGGUUACAUAUGACCAGUACACUGUGUUACAAGAAGAGAUGUGAACGUGACUCAUGUUGUGUGAUUUUCCAAAACCAUUUGACAUUGAAAUAAAGUGUUGCUAACA
Messenger RNA from Salarias fasciatus (jewelled blenny), 1691 nucleotides. RefSeq names its product protein FAM104A. The transcript has 3 exons. Lineage: Eukaryota; Metazoa; Chordata; Actinopteri; Blenniiformes; Blenniidae. The coding region runs from base 314 to 679 and encodes 121 amino acids. The record is from RefSeq and is a predicted model, not a curated record.